Molecule: messenger RNA, 4922 nt
Organism: Paramisgurnus dabryanus
Lineage: Eukaryota; Metazoa; Chordata; Actinopteri; Cypriniformes; Cobitidae
Gene: thbs2a
Product: thrombospondin 2a
Biological process (GO): negative regulation of angiogenesis; cell adhesion
Cellular component (GO): extracellular region
Molecular function (GO): protein binding; calcium ion binding
Source: RefSeq, a predicted model, not a curated record
ACUGGUAGGCUACCGGCAUAUGACAUUAUAGGAUGGGAAUCAUGUAAUUCAGCCCCCUCAGCCGGGCCAGAUUUAUAUCCGAAACAGACUGACUGACAUGUUCGUCUUGAACCGUAUAUAGGACUUCUGUCCAGAUCUCAAGCGCCACUGAACCCACAGUCGCGAGCCGGUGGAUGUUAGCUGUGGAUUUUAGUUUUGGGGCAUCAUUUUUGGCAGCAUAAAGGAAAUAAAAUAUUCGUUUCUUAUUUGGAUUGCACAUUACAACAGGCGUUAUGAUACUCAGGAGAAGUCUUUGCUUGCUGUUGAUGCUGGUGCUUUGCAUCAGUGCGCUACCUCAAGAUGACCAUGUGGAAGAUGAAUCUGCCUUCGACCUUUUCAAAAUCAGCGGCAUCAGUCGAAAGACGAUCGGUGCCAAGCUCUUCAAGGGCCACGACUGGAACUCUCCAGCGUACCGUUUCAUUCGUUUUGACCACGUCCCUGCUGUGAAAAUUACAAACCUCCAUCAGAUCCUAAAGCAGAUCCAAAACAAUGAGGGGUUUGUGUUUGUGGCCACUAUGCGACAGGAUAAGGGCUCCAGGGGAACCCUGAUUGGCUUGGAGAACUCGAGUGGGAGCAGACAGUUUGAGAUUCUGUCCAACGGUCGUGCCAACACGCUGGAUCUGAUCUACUUAGUUAAGGGAUCUCAGCAUGUUGUGUCCUUCGAAGAUGUGGACUUGUCCGAUUCACAAUGGAAAAACAUCACGCUGUACGUUCAUGGAGAAAACGCUCACCUCUACGUAGGCUGUAGCCUCAUUGACAGUGUGAUCCUGGAUGAGCCUUUCUACGAGCACCUGCAGCCAGAGGGCAGUCAGAUGUAUGUGGCCAAGGGAUCUAUCAGGGAAAACCACUUCAGGGGUUUACUACAAAAUGUACAGUUCCUUUUUGACACACCGGUAGAUGAUAUCCUGAGACAGAAAGGAUGUGAGAUCGCCAAACCUGAGGAAGUAAAUGUGGUAAAUGAAAGUACAGAGCCUGUGUCUGUGGGUACAUCCAUCUCCAGCAACUUCAUUGGACAGAAGGAGAAGUUGGCCUCGGAAAUGUGUGAGCGUUCAUGUGAGGAGCUCAGCACCAUGUUCCAGGAACUCAAAGGUCUCCGUAUCGUCGUGGGCAACCUCAUCGAUGGCUUACAGAAAGUGAAUGAGGAGAACACCGUGAUGAAGGAGGUCCUGGGGAACAUGAAGAACAUCAAAGACAAGCGCAUGUGUUGGCAAGAUGGCCGUCUCUUUGAGGAUAAGGAGGACUGGGUUGUGGACAGCUGUACUAAGUGCACCUGUCAGGAAUCAAAGAUUGUGUGCCAUCAGAUCACAUGUCCUCCAGUAGCCUGUGCCAGCCCGACUUUCCUGGAUGGAGAGUGCUGCCCGGUGUGCCUGCCUAAAGACAGUGAAGAUGGCUGGUCCCCUUGGUCAGAAUGGACAGAGUGUACGGUGACGUGUGGAACGGGCACCCAGCAAAGAGGAAGGUCAUGUGAUGCCACCAGUAACACCUGCAGCGGUCCGUCCAUCCAAACCCGCAGAUGCAGUCUGGGGAAAUGUGACAGUCGUGUCCGUCAAGAUGGUGGUUGGAGUUUGUGGUCGCCCUGGUCUUCUUGUUCAGUGACAUGUGGAGAAGGGCAGAUCACACGAAUCCGCCAUUGUAACGCCCCUGUACCUCAAAUGGGAGGAAAGGACUGUGAGGGCAUCGGGAGAGAGACGCAAAAGUGUGAAGCCAAACCUUGUCCAAUUGAUGGAGCUUGGGGCCCGUGGUCUCCUUGGGCGAUUUGUUCCACCACCUGUGGAGGAGGAACAAGAACUCGAACUCGUGUGUGUAACAGCCCUCGACCACAGUACGGCGGCAAAAAAUGUCCGGGAGAGUUCAAGGACAAUGAAGCCUGUAACAAGCAUGACUGCCCUGUGGAUGGUUGUCUCUCUAACCCUUGCUUUGGAGGCGUUGACUGCACUAGCUUUCCCGAUGGCUCGUGGGAGUGCGGGCCCUGCCCUGUCGGUUUCCGUGGUAACGGAACAUUGUGUGAGGAUGUUAAUGAGUGUGACAUGGUGCCUGACGUCUGCUUUAAGUUUGGUGAAUCCAGCGUCAACUGCGUCAACACGGAUCCGGGUUUCCACUGUUUGCCUUGCCCUCCUAGAUACAAAGGCAAUCAGCCUUUUGGAAUGGGAGUAGAGGCUGCCAAGCAAAAUAAACAGGUGUGUGAACCAGAAAAUCCCUGUAAGGACAAGACCGACAAUUGCCACAGGUCUGCUGAGUGUCUCUACCUGGGCCACUUCAGUAACCCCAUGUACAAAUGCGAGUGUAAAAUCGGCUACGCCGGUGACGGCAUCAUCUGUGGUGAGGACUCUGACCUUGACGGCUGGCCCAAUCAUAACCUGGUGUGUGGAGCCAACCAAUCCUACCACUGCAAGAAGGACAAUUGUCCCAACCUUCCAAACUCAGGACAAGAAGACUUUGAUAAAGAUGGUCAGGGAGACGCCUGUGACAAAGAUGAUGAUAAUGAUGGAAUCUUGGAUGAAGUGGACAACUGUCCACUACUGUACAAUCCCAGGCAGUUCGAUUACGACAAGGACCUUGUUGGUGAUCGCUGUGAUAACUGCCCGUACGAGCACAACCCCGCUCAGAUCGACACGGACGGUAAUGGCGAGGGAGAUGCCUGCGCGGUGGACAUCGAUGGAGACGGGGUUCUGAAUGAAGAUGAUAAUUGCCCGUACGUAUACAAUAUUGACCAGAAGGACACAGAUAAGGAUGGAGUGGGUGACCAAUGUGAUAACUGUCCUCUAUUGCACAACCCUGAGCAGGCAGAUUUAGAUAAUGAUCGAGUUGGUGACGAGUGUGACAACAAUCAAGACAUCGAUGAAGACGGCCAUCAGAACAAUCUGGAUAACUGCCCUUACAUACCCAACGCCAACCAGGCUGAUCACGACAAUGAUGGCAAAGGAGAUGCUUGCGAUUUCGACGAUGACAAUGAUGGAAUCCCUGAUGAAAAAGACAACUGCAGACUGGUGGCCAACAAAGACCAACUUGACUCUGAUGGGGAUGGACGAGGUGAUGCCUGCAAAGACGAUUUCGACAACGACAGUGUUCCAGACAUUUUGGACGUUUGCCCUGAGAACAAUGCCAUCACUAGUACCGACUUCCGAAAGUUUCAGAUGGUGCAUUUGGAUCCCAAAGGGACUACCCAGAUGGAUCCCAACUGGGUGGUCAGGCAUCAGGGCAAAGAGUUGGUUCAGACUGUCAAUUCUGACCCCGGUAUUGCUGUGGGUUUCGAUGAGUUUAGCGCAGUGGACUUCAGUGGCACUUUUUACGUCAACACCGACAGAGAUGAUGACUACGCUGGCUUUGUUUUUGGCUACCAGUCAAGCGGGCGAUUCUAUGUGGUUAUGUGGAAGCAGAUUACUCAGACAUACUGGGAAGACAAACCGACCAAAGCCCUUGGCUUCUCCGGGGUUUCACUGAAAGUGGUCAACUCCACCACAGGCACAGGGGAGCAUCUGCGUAACGCCCUGUGGCACACAGGGGAUACACCUGGACAGGUCAGGACGCUGUGGCACGACCCUAAGAACAUCGGCUGGAAAGAUUACACCGCCUACAGGUGGCAUCUCAUCCACAGACCCAAAACCGGCUUCAUUAGAGUGGUGGUUUAUGAAGGGAAACAGAUCAUGGCGGACUCGGGCUCUGUUUAUGAUAAGUCGUACGCAGGAGGGAGAUUAGGACUCUUUGUGUUCUCUCAAGAAUUAGUUUACUUCUCUGAUCUUAAGUAUGAAUGUCAAGAUAACUGAACAAGAAGAGAAAAGAAAGCUUUAAGAGACUUUAGCACAGUUACACAUUUAUAAACAAUCUGACUUAAAACCAAAGACUUUGAAGGAAAAUGAUGGAAUGAAACCAAAUCCCAACCACAAUGAUCCUAAGGAAAAACAUCAAACAUCAGCACAUUUAUAUUUUAAUCAUAGAGAUGGUUUUAAACUAGAAAACAUCAUUGAAAGCAAUUUUGAUGAUUCAAGUUUGUCAAAGUUGGGGUUUCAUUUUUGUAUUUCUUCACAAACUUUCGAGGAAACAGAAUCACAAACAUUCAUCGUUCAUUUCCCAAUGCCUUUUAUCAGCUUUACCAAUCUUGCACAAAAUGUUGUAUUUCCUUUGUAUUUAACUAUUGUGCAGAAUGACAUAUUUCUUUUUCUACAACCCUCAUUUUUAACAGGGCCUUUGGGUUUGAUCGACAUAUACAUGUUUUAGAGACCUGUGAGAUGAAGAUGUUUAUAUUAAGCCUGUAUCAUAAUAACUUGUGUAAAUUAUUUAUAUGACUCUUGCAACUCAGUAUCAAGUUUGUGUCUAGUUUAUUGCAAUGCUUUCAGAACCUAGACAUUGUAAAUACUAAUUUAUUUGUUUACACUGACAACAUUUGAAUGUUGCAGAUUUUGUUUAUUGUUGUGCUUACAGACAAUCACUUUUUGACUUCAUGCCUGUGCUGUUUUGCAUCAUUCAGUACUUGACAGAAACGUUUUUAAAUGUGAGGAUUAAGUGAUGGUUUUGGUCUACUUUUGUAUAUUCACACUGCAUCUGUUACAUUAAACAUAAAUGUGCUGGUCUUAAACUACUUUUUUCUAUGUUUCUCACUGGAGAAAAUGAGACAUUAUAGGACUAGCAUUCUGUAGUCUAUAUAAGAAGGUAUAAAGUUAAAUAUCAGUUGUGUCAUUUAAUACCCAGAUUGUUUGAGCCUAAAGAUUGAUCCAUGUGUUUUGUAUUUUUGCUUUUUUUACUCAUAAUCAUAUUACAUAUUUUGUAAAAAGUGCAAUAACUUUGAUUUUUAUGCAACAACCCCAGAAAACCUUGUAAAGUUUUCUAUAAUUGUUAUUUGCAGUUUGUUUUUUUACAGAUUUUUCUUAAAUAAAGGUUUACACAAA